Clupea harengus (Atlantic herring) is the source of this 5441-nucleotide messenger RNA. It is a transcript of the gene tbc1d9, whose product is annotated as TBC1 domain family, member 9 (with GRAM domain). Lineage: Eukaryota; Metazoa; Chordata; Actinopteri; Clupeiformes; Clupeidae. The record is from RefSeq and is a predicted model, not a curated record.
GACGCGCGUUGUUGAUACUGCGAGUUUGUGCGGCAGUGGCGCUAGUGGGUUCGCUGAGGGAAAUUAUAUUGUUUAUUCGAGCAGGAUCGCAGCAUACGGAGACGAAGUGUCAUAGAACAAUGGAUGGCCUACACGUGCGUUUGUAUUGGUGAUUUGGCGCUCGUCCAAUCAAUCGAUUCGCCAGGUACCUCUGUGAGGUCGCUUCGGCGUCAAAUUGCACCUGACAGCGACAAUCUGAAGACGGUGUGGACAACAAAGGCUGAACGAGAACCCAACAGCUCCAUCCAACCAAACGGAAUGACAAAUCCGAUGGUUUAAGCUGUCAGAUAUCGGCAGUGAAUGUAACAAAGUGCCAUUUUCAACCGUUACAGUUUUUAGUAGUCGUAAUUUUGAUCAGUUGUUGGUAAAGAGGGAAUAUUAUGGUGUUUCUUGCAACAUGAACGCGCAUGCUUGCAGGACAGGGAAUGCUCAUUCGUUUGUGCGGUAGCUUAAAAGCUGUGCCAUCUUUGAGUUUUUCUCGUGGACAUUAUUUCUAGCGUUAUAGCAAGUCAACGUCUUUUCUGGAAUUAAAAUAUAAUUGCGAAAAACGAGUUGCCUACCCGACAUCGCCAGAGAACCCUUGCCACACAGCUGAAGAGCAAGCAUCUAGUCUGCGGAAUCAAUUAAAUCUACAAGAUUUGAUGUGCUCUGAACGAAAUUAACGUGGAGAUGUGGGUCAACCCCGAAGAGGUCUUGUUGGCCAGCGCGUUAUGGAUGACCGAGAGGGCGAAUCCGUAUUUCGUUCUUCAGAAAAGAAAGGGUCACGGUGAUGGAGGCGGAGGACUUGCAGGCUUGCUGGUGGGAACCCUGGACGUUGUGCUGGAUUCCAGUGCUCGUGUGGCUCCCUACCGGAUCCUUUACCAGACGCCUGACUCCCUGGUGUACUUGACCAUUGCCCAUGGGACCUCUAGGAAGGAGAUAACGGAACACUGGGAGUGGCUGGAACAGAAUCUGCUGCAGACUCUAUCCAUCUUUGAGAACGAGAAUGACAUCACCACCUUUGUGAAAGGCAAAGUACAGGGCAUCAUUGCAGAGUACAGCAAGAACCAUGAUUUGAAGGAUGAUGACGACACGGACAAGUUCAAGGAGGCCAUGGCUAAGUUCCGUAAGCUGUUUGGGAUGCCUGAGGAGGAGAAGCUGGUCAACUACUACUCCUGCAGUUACUGGAAGGGCCGGGUGCCCAGGCAGGGCUGGCUCUACCUCAGCAUCAACCACAUCUGCUUCUACUCCUACCUGCUGGGCAAAGAGGCCAAGCUGGUGGUGCGCUGGGCGGACAUCACGCAGCUGGAGAAGAUCGCCACGCUGCUGCUGCCGGAUGUGAUCCGCGUGUGCACGCGCUCCAACGACCACGUCUUCUCUGUCUUCCUCAACAUCGCAGAGACCUUCAAGCUGAUGGAGCAACUGGCCAACAUUGCCAUGCGCCAGCUUCUUGACAACAAGGGCUUCGAGCAGGACCGCUCACUGCCCAAGCUCAAGAAGAAGUCGCCCAAGAAGGUGUCCGCCCUCAAGAGGGAUCUGGAUGCACGGGCCAAGAGUGAGCGGUACCGGGCGCUCUUCCGCCUGCCCAAAGACGAGAAGCUGGACGGGCACACAGACUGCACCCUCUGGACCCCCUUCAACAAGAUGCACAUUCUGGGCCAGAUGUUUGUCUCCACCAACUACAUCUGCUUUACCAGCAAGGAGGAGACCCUGUGCAGCCUCAUCAUCCCCCUCAGAGAGGUCACUAUUGUGGAGAAGGCGGACAGCUCCAACGUCCUGCCCAGGCCGCUGUCAAUCAGCACCAAGAACCGCAUGACCUUCCUGUUUGCCAACCUCAAGGACCGUGACUUCCUGGUGCAGCGGAUUUCCGACUUUCUGCAGCAGACCACCUCUAUGAUCUGCUUUGAGCGGGAGAUCACGGGCAGUCUCAACAGCUUUGACGAUGAGGUGUAUUCCCAGCAGGGCAGUCUGUUGUCCUGCAGUCCUCAGCGCAGCAGUGUAAGCUCAGAGACGGAGGGCGAGCGCCAGUUCAACCUCAACGACAACAGUGUUCCCACAGCAACGCAGGCCCUCAUGACCAUGUACCGACGCCGUUCCCCUGAGGAGUUCAACCCCAAACUGGCUAAGGAGUUCCUGAAGGAGCAGGCAUGGAAGAACCACUUUGCAGAAUAUGGCCAGGGUGUGUGCAUGUACCGCACGGAGAAGACCAAGGACCUGGUGCUCAAUGGCAUCCCGGAGAACAUGAGAGGAGAAAUGUGGUUGCUCUUCUCUGGGGCCAUCAAUGAGAUGGCCACCCACUCCGGCUACUACGAGAAUCUGGUGGAGAAGUCCAUGGGGAAGUACAACCUGGCCACGGAGGAGAUUGAGAGGGACCUGCACCGCUCGCUGCCCGAGCACCCCGCCUUCCAGAACGAGAUGGGCAUCGCCGCGCUCCGACGGGUGCUCACCGCCUAUGCCUUCCGCAACCCCAACAUCGGCUACUGCCAGGCCAUGAACAUUGUGACAUCGGUGCUACUGCUCUACGCUAAAGAGGAGGAGGCCUUCUGGCUACUGGUGGCUUUAUGUGAGCGGAUGCUGCCCGACUACUACAACACCAGAGUCGUAGGCGCUCUGGUUGACCAGGGUGUGUUUGAGGAGCUGGCGCGGGAGUACGUGCCCCAGCUGUACGACUGCAUGCAGGACCUGGGCGUGAUCUCCACCAUCUCCCUCUCCUGGUUCCUCACGCUCUUCCUCAGCGUCAUGCCCUUCGAGAGCGCCGUGGUGGUGGUGGACUGCUUCUUCUACGAGGGUAUCAAGGUCAUCUUCCAGCUGGCGCUCUCCGUACUGGACGCCAAUAUCCUCAAGCUACUGGGCUGCAAGGAUGAUGGGGAGGCCAUGACGGUGCUGGGCAGGUAUCUGGACAGUGUAACCAAUAAGGACAGCACUUUGCCACCCAUCCCUCAUCUGCACUCCCUCCUCACGGACGAUGGAGAGCCUCACCCAGAAGUAGACAUCUUCAAACUGGUCCGCAGGUCCUAUGAGAAGUUUGGCUCCAUCCGAGCAGACGUGAUCGAGCAGAUGCGAUUCAAACAGAGGCUGCGGGUCAUUCAGACCAUCGAGGACACAACCAAGCGUAACGUGGUGAGGACCAUUGUGACUGAGACGGCCUUCAGCAUCGAUGAGCUGGAGGAGCUCUAUGUGCUCUUCAAGACAGAACACCUGACCAGCUGCUACUGGGGUGGCACCAGUAACCCCACGGUGGGCCACGACCCCAGCCUGCCCUACCUGGAGCAGUACCGCAUCGACCUGGAGCAGUUCAAGGCCCUCUUCGCCCUGCUCUUCCCCUGGGCGUGCGGCACCCACUCGGAGGUGCUGGCCCUGCGCUUCUUCCGCUUCCUGGACCACAACGCCGACACGCUCAUCAAUUUCCGCGAGUUCAUCAGCGGCCUGAGUGUGCUCUGCCAUGGAGACCUUACUGACAAACUCAAGCUGCUCUACAAGAUGCACGUCCUGCCCGAGAUUGUGUUGACACAUGAGCAGGAAGAGCCUGAUUCAGCGUUCGAAGCCACACAGUACUUCUUCGAGGACAUCACCCCAGAGACAUCACAUGGCCUUGACCCCAAAUGCAAGAAUGAAAAGGAUGACGGCUUUGUGAGGGUGACCUUCAAAACUGACAAAGUGAAGAAAAUGCACACUCCAGACUACAGAAACUACCUGCGCCUGUGGAACCAGGAGGCCAAGACGAAGCUAGAGAAUAUGAAGAACCUGCCCAAACUGAACCAGAGCCAGUUCAUUGAGCUGUGUAAGACUUUGUACAGCCUGUUCAGUGAGGACCCUAACGAGCAGGAGCUGUACCACGCCACGGCCACCGUCACCAGCCUGCUGCUGGAGAUGGGCGAGGUGGGCAAGCUCUUCUGCAGCCCCUCCAGCAAAGAUGAGGACGAAGAAGACGAGGACGACGACAAAGACGAGGAAGAGGAGGCGAUGCGAGGCAAGGCCAGCGGCAAUGGAGUACAGCUGACGAGCCGCCAUCUGCAGCGCAGGGGCCAGGGUGACUCGCUGAGCUCCAGCACGGAGGAGAACCAGCCCAAGCCCAGCGGUGGAGAACAGCAGCAGCCUCUGCCCUGCACCACCCCCAUGGAUGACGUUAAGCUGGACGAGUCAUCCCCCAAAGAGACGGGCACGUCCUCGACCAUGUUCAUCUCCGACGACGAGACCAAAGACGACACGUCCAUGUCCUCCUACUCAGUGCUGAGCGCCGGUUCCCACGAGCUAGACGAGAAGCUUCACUGCGAGGACAUCGCCGACGACGCCGUCCUGGUGCGCAGCAACGGGCUCCACGGCAGAGCCGGGCCUCAUGGUGGCGCUGGGCCUCACGGCGGAGCUGGGUCUCGUGUUCCAGGUGGGCCCCACGGCGAAGGUGGUCUGCCUCACAGUACCAGCAUUGACAGGGACUGGGCCAUUACCUUCGAGCAGUUCCUGGCCUCCGUGCUGACCGAGCAGGCUCUGGUGCUCUACUUUGAGAAGCCUGUGGACAUAAUAGCGCGCAUCACCAACGCCAAGAACGUGCGUAAGGUCUGCAGCACGCACUCGUCCAUUAGUGAUUAUGAGCUCUCGCUCUCAGGGUAGGUGACAUCAGACAAGAUGGCCCCCUAUCCAACUCGCCUCCAAGCCCAACUCACGAAACUGAAGGAAAAAAAAACUCAAAACUCACUUGAUCUGUCUGUCUUUAAAUAGAACAUCUUAUCCACAUUUCCACAGCAAGGGGUAGACACCCAUAUUAUCCAUCUGUGUCAUGAUGCUAUUGGAACUGAGACACUUCAUUCAUUGGUGUAUUUUACCCUGACAUUGUUGCAAUCAUGUAUCACUUCGGCUCUUUGAUGCACACUAACAAACGAUGAUCACGAUCAUGAUAUUACGCGUCAUCUGGACCAUGGUGCUGGAUAUACAUCAUACAUAAUGGGAUCCUGAGACUGGGUCUCGACCAGAUCAGCGGCGUCAUCAUGUGAUGGAACUAGCCCCACCUCAGAAAAGGACUGAGCUAUGAGCUGUGCUGAACUCUGAGAACCUCAAGAGAACCUGUAAGAAACCCAAAGGAAACCUUGCUUUAGUCACUGAACUAAGGAAAGCUGAAACGUAAAGGAUCUGACCCGCAGUGAGUUGCCAAAGACAGAGAGACACAGUGGCUCUCUUGGGAAUUGCUGUCCUAGAUGGAAAAGGUGGUCAGCUUCUGUAUGUCACACAAGGUGCUUCUGGGAGCUUACUGGACACACGCACUUUGUACAGAUAUCAUGUGGUACAGUAGCUAUGUGACACCAGCCAGCUCAUCAUCUGUCUGUUGGCUUCUUACUUCCUCACCGUCGUCCCACUACUCUCUCCUUCACUCUUACUAACACACUCAUAUCCUUCUCUUCUAUCUCUCUCCUCCAGUCACACCCGUUCUC